Messenger RNA from Micropterus salmoides (largemouth bass), 4907 nucleotides. RefSeq names its product opioid receptor, mu 1 (gene oprm1). Lineage: Eukaryota; Metazoa; Chordata; Actinopteri; Centrarchiformes; Centrarchidae. Gene Ontology annotation, biological process: G protein-coupled opioid receptor signaling pathway; sensory perception of pain; neuropeptide signaling pathway. Gene Ontology annotation, cellular component: neuron projection; membrane. The transcript is spliced from 6 exons. Gene Ontology annotation, molecular function: G-protein beta-subunit binding; neuropeptide binding; beta-endorphin receptor activity. The record is from RefSeq and is a predicted model, not a curated record. Bases 518 to 1681 code for a protein of 387 amino acids.
AAGGAAGGAGAAGAGAAAAGGAAGGAUAGAAGGGAGGGAGGAAAGAAGGAGAGGUACAAAAAUGAAGGAGGGAAGAGGGAGAGAAAUGGAAGGAAAGAAUGAACAAAGAUGAGCAAAAUGAGGAAAGGAAACAUGGUGGGAAGGAAUGACAAACGUUAGCAAAAGAGAGGAAUUGAAGUAUAGGAAAGAGAGGAGGAAGGAACGAAGAAAAGAAGGGACCUAGGGAGGAAGGAAGAAAGGGAGCGAAGUAAUUCAUUUUCACGCCGUUGCUCCUGUUCCAUGCAGGCUCGCUGUACCGCGGGAGGGUCGCGCUCACUACAUCACACGCGGUCACAUUCUUCAACGCGGUGAGAUUUAACGUUACCGCCGGUCUGUCCCGCACCUGAAACGUAGCGCGUCUCCAAGCAAACGGCAGACAAGCACCCAGCGGGCAUCACAGGCACCGAGUCCACCGACGGGCACCCGAGUAGAGGCGAAAGACGCGCGCAGCACAUACCGCACUAUCCGAGCGAGGACCAUGGAGAGCUCAGGCAACGGCUCAGACGCGGAUUACCGGAGCCAGCUCCCCGUGUUCUACAGCAACAGCAGCUUCUGUCCAAACUUCACCGACGGCAACAACACCACGAGCUUCGCGGAGGCGCGAUGCGACGGGGAUCGCAGACCGACCGGCAGCCUGGAAGACGACGCAAACCCCGUUAUCAUAGCGAUUGUCAUCACAGCUCUCUACUCCAUAGUGUGCGUGGUGGGGCUGGUUGGAAACGUGCUGGUUAUGUACAUCAUCGUCAGAUACACUAAAAUGAAGACGGCCACCAACAUCUACAUCUUCAACCUUGCGCUGGCCGACGCCUUGGUCACCAGCACGUUACCAUUCCAGAGCGUCAAUUACCUGAUGGGUACCUGGCCGUUUGGGGAUGUGCUGUGCAAGAUGGUGAUGUCCAUCGACUACUACAACAUGUUCACCUCCAUCUUUACGCUCACCACCAUGAGCAUCGAUCGCUACGUUGCUGUGUGCCACCCAGUCAAAGCACUGGACUUCAGGACACCGCACAAUGCCAAGAUAGUCAACGUCUGUAACUGGAUUCUGUCCUCAGCCAUCGGGCUACCUGUCAUGUUCAUGGCUUCCACUGCUGUCACUCCCUCCAGCAUUGUUGACUGCAAGCUGAUUUUCCCGCAACCCUUCUGGUACUGGGAAACCCUGCUGAAGAUCUGCGUGUUCAUUUUUGCCUUCAUCAUGCCUGUCCUGAUCAUCACCGUCUGCUACGGCCUCAUGAUUCUGCGGCUUAAGAGUGUGCGCAUGCUGUCCGGCUCCCAGGAGAAGGACAGGAACCUGCGACGGAUCACCCGCAUGGUCCUGGUGGUGGUUGCUGUCUUCAUCGUAUGCUGGACGCCUAUCCACAUCUUUGUAAUCAUCACUGCUCUGAUCAAUAUCCCCAGCUCCACCCUUCAGACUAUCACCUGGCACUUCUGCAUCGCCCUAGGCUACACCAACAGUAGUCUGAACCCGGUUCUUUAUGGCUACCUGGAUGAGAACUUCAAGCGUUGCUUCCGUGAGUUCUGCACCCCAAGUCCCUCUGUGUUGGAGAUGCAGAACUCAUCCCGCACCGGAGCCACUAGCCGCAAGCUCCCACACCGUGAACACCACAGUGCAAACACAGGAGAAAGGUCCAAUCAACAGGUAUGACUAGCCUUGGAGGGGUCGUCGGUGGACUCUCGCUGUGGCGGCAUUGCCAACGACGAUCUCAACUCGGAGGUCACGCAGGUCACCACAGGGCUCUGACCACACAAACUUACCCGAAAACAAUCCAGUGACCUUACUGAGACUCAAUAACACAGACAAUAUUGAUGAUGUGUUGCAAGCUUAACUGCAGCGCUGCAUCAGGUCAGCCCUUUCAGUCUAACUAUUACGAACUGCAUGUGCUUACUUUUACUGCAGCCGACACAGUAAUGGGACAGGUUACACUAAACAGAAAAUCAGGCAUCAUUACAAUACCAUAGCCCCCAAAGUGAAGUUGUUGCACUAAAUUGUGCAUUAACCAUUACAGCUUUAAAAAAUUAUCUAGUUUUCGCUACUAUUGUUAUUACUUUGACAAUUUAGACUACACAGACUGAAUAAGUGCAGCAAAAAAGACAGACGUAUAGACAGAUCUAUAAAAGCCACUAACACAAGACACUAAUAUAAUGCUUUGUUCUGUCUGCUCUGUACAAAGCUGCUGAUCUCAGCCUCCUCUCCUAACUCUCAUCUUAUCGUUAAUUCUCUAGGUUGUAAAAAAGAUCAAUUAAUUGUCUUAUGUUUGCAGAGUUCAUAUGACUUCAAGCCAAUCUAUCACUUCUCUUCCGGUUUUCUUUUUUAAUUUGUUUGCAUGUGUGAGAGGACAGUUUAAAUUGCAGGAAAUGUGGAUUUAUGGCAGUUAAUGGACAGGAUCUAAUCACAUUUUGGCUCUCACUACUGAAUGCCCUUUAUUAUGUACUGCCUUCUCUGUCUUCAUUAUUUCCUUUCCUUCUUAUAUUGUUUUUAUUUUGUCUCUGUAAAUACAUUUUCUACCCCGUUGCUUGACUUAUCAUUAAAGAGACACAAAGUAGAGCACUGUAUGUUCUUCCUGCUGAAUUUGACAAACUUCUGAAUGUACAGAAGGGAAACCAGCUGUGUUCAUGCUGGAUCCUUGUGCUGAAAUGUGGAUCCUCUAAACCAGCAAAGAAGACGCAUCAGCAGAGUAUGCUGUUGUGGAAUAUAGUGUGGUAUGGUACUACUGUUCCUACCAGUGACUGAAUAACUAUCUUAACAGCCCUUACAGCAGGUAUGGGAUUAAAUGGAGUCACUUCUCCAAGAGAGCCAAGCAGCAUCGUACAUCUGUUGUAAUCUUUAGAAUCGCUUGUGCUUACGUGUUGUGCUGUAUGCUAUACUUGCCAGUUGCCUUUACAGUAGCUCUACUCGAUAUUCUGUGUACCAGUAUUUUUUAAUGAUCUGUAAAGAAAGAACAUGAUUGUAUUAAUCACCCAUGUAAAAUCCUGUAAGUAUUCUGUUGCUUUUUUAUGAACAUCAAAAUUACCAGAAAAUGAUGAUGAAGGUGGACCAGAAAGUCAAAUAUAACUUCUAAAUGUAACUUUUGUCAUAUUGAAUCUGCCUUGUUAACUGAAGAAAUGUAUGUUAACAAAUAUGUGUAAAACCUUAAAUUGUGAAUUCAAAAAUGUAUGCAGAGUUUAACUUUAUAGAUUGUUUCAUACGAAAGUAGUUUGUUUUGACUGAAAACGUAUGUGUCACAAUGCCACGCUGUAUAUACAGUCAAUUAGUCAAUUAUUUUUGGUGUCACUGCUUUGAGUGAAAUUUGAACGAAAAUUUUGUUGAUUGAUUUCCAGUCUUUUAUGUCACCAUGUGGCCCAAUUGUCUAAAUCUUAAUUAUCACAAAAACAACAGCUAAAUUUGGUGGUCUCAAGUGUCACAUGCUUUAUUUAAAGCACAAAGUGUACAAUAGGCCUAUGCUUCAUCUCAUGAAAAACAUCAUGUGCACAAAACAAAUAUUGAGGAUCCAGUUGUCACCUUUGUAUGCUAUGUAAUGCAUUUCAGGAAUGAAGACAAGGAAUAAACUAUUUGGCACAUGUGUGACUCAACACUGUUUCCUAACAAACAAGAAGGUCCUUUGUUUGAACCCGACUUAACGUGCUCACUACAUUAAUGUUUUCUCGGGGUGCUCUAUUUCCUCCCACAUUCUUAAGAAAUGUAGGUUUACUGAUUUGGAAACUUGGAAAAAGUGCCCAUUCUGUGAGACUGAAUAAUCAUUAGCAUGCCUGGCUACCUAGCUUAUUACAGUAGCGACUGAUAGUUACUUGCAAGGCCAAGGGGUGGAUUGGAUUGGAUUUGGGGGAGUUUGUGCUUCAGCAACUCCAGCCAAUGUUACCACAGAUAGCAUUACAUCAAACCAAACACUUCGACUAGUCCUUAUUUUAAAUGCCUAUUCUCUAUUAAAAUUAAAAGAGAAACCAUACUGUUACGUCUAUAUCUGAAAAGUCUACUUAUCAAAGUAACUAAACUGCUUUUGCCCAUCAUAUAAAUACUAGGAGCAAAUUAGUCCUAGAAUGAGCCAGCUGGAAACACCAAAAGGUGAACUAGAGUGUUUUUAACCAACUCAUGGAGCUAACAUUAGCUUAAUUUGCUAGUUAGCUACAGCUGAUAAAAUCUGACAGCAAUGCUUGUCAUUUCAGCUGUAGCCACUAGAUAUGAGAAGACUGCUUUUGUCUACGUCUGUCUGAAAUCAAAUAAACAUAAAUUAGAAAUUUACCACACAAAACUUUACAGGCAUAGCAACAGUAACUAAAGCGUUAAUGCUAUUAAUAUUUAUUCAAGAAAAUAAACAUAACACACUGGCAUAAAACAGUUAACAUUUGGCAAUAAAAAUGUUUUGCCUGAUGAAAGUCUAGCACAGAAAUGUUGCAAAUCAAUGUAGUAUCGUAUAGCAAGUUAAAUAGUGUGCUGGAGUUUGUUAUCAACUUUUGAUCCACUUGUCUCUCUCCUGUCUCAUGAAAUAGAUGUGCAAAGCGUUUGUUCAUUAAUUUUACGUGCACCAACAACUGUCUCUCUAAGGGGGAAACUCCCCAGCAACAAGCAUUUGUAUCUUUUUAAGUACAAACAUGUACUUCUAUUUCUAUUUCUAUUUCUAUAUACAUGGCGUUUCUUUUUAUCAUUUGCUUGUUUACAUGACUGAGUCAAUCAUGACCUACUUUGUAUUCUAGUUUUGAAAUGACCUUUCUUGUAAUCUAAUGUACUGAUGAUAAUUUCCACCUUAUGGUUUACAUUCUGUUACACAAUACACAUAAUUUUACUGUUAAUCAGUGCAUUGUCAUUGGAAUAAAAUGUAAUUCUGAAUCUCAUUGAAUGCCUUUUUUCUUGCAUCUGAAUAAAGUAAUCUUCUGCA